UACACUAAGAAGGAAGUAGCUAAGCUGUGCAUCGUUGUGUCUUAUUAACAAUAGCCAAUUUGUCCUAUGCAGAAUUUAACUAUUUGAAAACCCAGUAUUUAUUUACGUAGUAGCCCACUGCCUUUGUCUGUAGGUUAUAUCAUACAUGCAGAUGUACGCACAUGCAUUUAUGUAAUGUUUCUAUAAAAUGCCUACAUGAAUGGGCUGGUGCCGUUUCGUGUUUGUUGUCUGUCGCGUGCUUGCUAAUAAUAUGUACAGCUUCACGGAAUCAGAAUAAAAUGUGAAAGUAAAGCAUCGAUGCUACUUGAAGCCUAUGGAGCCGCAAAGUUUUAUGAUAACUAACGUCAUAGCAGAGAGCUCUUAAGAAGAGUUUUGUCUGGAAGAGCGAAGUCCUGGAACCUCCAGAGGGCAUACGCAGCAGUAGCAACGCGCAGCAUCCGCGGAACUUUUACAGAGCGUUCCCUCUGAAUCCUUCGAAAGCCCAAAGCUCCAGCUGCCCAAAAGACAUGGAACACCAGCUGCUGUGCUGUGAAGUGGAGAUCAGAAGAGCUUACCAAGACGCUAACCUACUCACUGACAGAGUGCUACAGACAAUGCUAAAAGCAGAAGACACUUACCUCCCCUCUGCAAAUUACUUCAAAUGUGUCCAGAAAGAAAUUGUGCCUUACAUGAGGAAAAUUGUUGCCACAUGGAUGCUGGAGGUAUGCGAGGAGCAGAAAUGCGAAGAGGAGGUCUUUCCUUUGGCUAUGAAUUAUUUGGACAGAUUUUUGUCUGUGGAACCCACAAAGAAAACCAGACUACAGUUACUGGGAGCAACGUGUAUGUUUUUGGCCUCCAAAAUGAAGGAAACGAUCCCGCUAACGGCGGAGAAACUGUGCAUAUACACCGACAAUUCCAUCCGACCCGGCGAACUAUUGCAAAUGGAACUACUAGCAUUGAAUAAACUGAAAUGGGAUCUAGCCUCUGUAACUCCCCACGAUUUCAUUGAACAUUUCCUCUCCAAACUGCCCCUCCACCAGGACACCAAGCAAAUCCUACGCAAGCACGCCCAGACAUUCGUGGCUCUAUGUGCAACAGAUGUCAAAUUCAUCGCCAGCCCCCCUUCCAUGAUCGCUGCCGGCAGCGUGGCGGCUGCCUUCGAGGGCCUCCGACUGAAAAGCACGGACAACGCGCUGUCGUCCAGGAACCUCACGGAGUUCCUGGCCCGGAUCAUCAAGAGCGACCCGGAUUGUCUUCGGGCAUGUCAAGAGCAGAUCGAGUCCUUACUGGAGACCAGCCUCAGGCAGGCCCAGCAGCACAGCGUCUCCUCGGAAACUAAGACGGUGGAAGAGGAGGCCGACCUCUCCUGUACUCCCACAGACGUGAGGGACGUGAAUAUUUGAGCAGGCCAAUCAGGCGCUGGGGGGGGGUUUUGGGGGGGGGGGGUUCCCCGCCCUCGGCGAGAUCGCCACGGAGAACUCUUCAGGAAGAGGAUCUUGUUGCCCCCGGCAACUGCCCAACACUCACGCUAUCACAGUCACCCACCGGCGUGCACGGCCCCCAGCGGAGCGGCGCGGGCGAAAUGCCACGCCCCGCUCCGCCCGGGCGGCCAGCGCUGAAGAAGGGAUCGAGGCUUUGCUUCUUAUCAUCACCGUCACUCUCCCUUCCUACCCUUCGGCCUGUGGAUAAAAAAACGAUAACGAAAUCGCCCUCAUUUUGUUUUAAGUAACAAUACGACUUUAUUGAAAAAAAGAUAAAAAAUAAUAUUUGUGCAACUUACAAUACGCCACACACACAAAAAAUGACAUUUACACCAGAAUUUAUUUUGUUUUGUUGUCAUUUUAGAGACUUUGUGCCUAUGAAUUUAUCAUGCAGGAAAGUGGGUUGAUGUCAUUCUUCAGCUUGUCAAACCAUUUUUAAAUGAGAAGAUGUCUGUUGUUUUCCUGCUUGCUUAGAUAGUAUGUUGUUACACUUCUAAAAAAUUCCCUUUUGUUUUGCAGUCUAGGCCUCUGUGUAUCUGCUUGCUCACGCGUUUAGUCACUUUAUUACAUUGUUGUCUAGACUAUUUAAAUUCACUGUCCUUAGUGUUUGUCCUCUUCAGGUUUUGAAAUGGUAUUGUAACCCCUAUAGCAUAUUUUUGUUUAGCAUACGUCGUUAUAUGUUAUUCCUUUGAAGGCUGUGGAUUACUAGUGCUUUUUGCUUGUGAGAUGUAACCAUUAACACUGCCUGUGUGAGUCUGGCUUCACCCACACAUUCAAAUCUUUAUGUAUUUUAGUGGUAUUUUACUGCUACCUAUAACUUACUCUGUACAGCCAGCCAGCAGCAAGGCACAAAACAAUAAGCUGACUUAUCAUUAAGCUUCAAUCCACAGCCUGGCUUUGUAGAAAUCAUUCUGUCUUAUUUUCUGAAACCAUUCCAUUUAAAAGCACUUUCAGUCAGUUACGCAGCGCUGGCUAUUUUGACAACCAUGCAGGACGUUCAGAGAGAAGAAAAUGGAAUGGUUUAGGAGUAAGGGCAGGCUAGCCUUUGGGCCACGGAGCUGGUUUCUCUUUAACUAUGGUGUUAUCCGGAGAAAGCCCACCGUUGGGAAGCCCCCACAUACCCUGUGCAUGUGUAGUUCCAGUCCCGGCAUUCCAAGCUCGCCUAUUAUUUCCUUAAUGUCGGAAAACAGAUCACACACAACGCGGCCCCCACAAGUAGGGACGGCGUGUGUACAACUGAGGGCACAGCUUUGUAUUUCCUAUUGCCUGAAUUGCAUUGGAAGCUUAAGCGUUUGCAACACUAAAGUGUGUAAUUUAUAGUUAUAUAAAGACUAAUGACUAUUUAUUGCAAAAAUGCUCUCCUCUCAAGGCCAGUACAGCGAAUGAAAGGAUGCUUAGUUCUUCUUUAAAUGAUUAUUUGAACCUGCUAAUCACAUGAUCGUUUGCGGACUGUUAUAGGACAGGGUUUGUUCAAUGCAAUGAGAGCUUCAUGCUGCUGGGCCCUGCUUAAGAGAGGUGUUAGAAAAUGUACAAUAAACAGCAUAGUUAAACCUUGUACAUAACUGGUGUACUUAGGGUGGGGGAACAAGAGAAAGGAAAAAAGUUUUUUUUUUUUUCAAUGUGUUUUCCCAACCUUCAAAUUAAAAAACUUUAAUGUGGCUAAAAGAGAAUUUUUGCACAAACUUGGAAGAUGUUAUUUUUGUCAUAUUUCUAGAGAGAAGUGUUUGGGGUUAAGCUGGAGGGGAAAAACCGUUGAAGUUUGCUGAGGGGAGGAGAAAGGAGAUGGUGUGGUGUGAGCGCAUUGCUGCCGAAUCAAGGUGUUGAUUGUACAAUGAGAAUAAAAAUGGGAGUGUACACUCCUCAUAUUGAGCUGCUAUGGAGAUAUUCCCAGCAAAGUAUGAUGACUUUUAAAUGAAAAAUGGAAAAAAAAAUGAAAAAAGAAAAAACAAUGCUUUUUUUCUUGUAUCUAAGUGUUUUUUGCUGCUAUUUGUGGAUCAUUUUUAUUACAAUGUCAAUAUACUGCCAUGUAAUAGAUUUUAAUUUUCUCAUAGAAAAUUGUGAUUUUAUUGACAUCUUUGUUUUUGUAGUUUUUUUUAUGUGAUCAGUUUUUACUUAAUGUGAUUUCUGCGCUAUUCCAAAAAAAGGAAAAAAAGAAAAAAAAAGUGAAAAUAGACAAGGUUCCUGUUUUUUUCACGAUACCUCAUUCAACAGUCAAGACUUAUUGUUAAUGUAGUCUGGGUUAUUGCUUUUAUUUUUAAUUCUAUUUUAUUUUGUUUAUUCAGUGCCUGAUAAUUCUGUCUUCAGCUGCAAAUUAAAUGCAUUUAUCAUUAUCCAAAUGGGUCCUGCAGGGAGAGAACAGGGAGUGUUGAUUGAAACUGGUGCCAUAGCAAACCUGAUUAUAUAACUCUUUGAGUUUUAAACUGUUUCAUUGAAAGAGACUGUAUCCCCCAUAUUAGGCCAUUGAAGGCCCCCCCUUUAUAUUUAUAAAGCUUUUGUACAAAUUCAAAGCAGAUAUGAUGGGAUUUGUAAAUGCCAUGUCUACUUCUAAAGCCAUAGUAUGUUUUUGUGAUAGUAACUUAACACAGUGAUAUGUACCUGGUUUGGUCUUGUCUUCAAUGCAGGUGGCCAGAGACAUGGCAUUUGUAACUGAGUGUAUUUUACUGCACAAUAAAUUUGGAGUAGAUUCCAUCGAUACCAUCACUAUUUCUUUUUCUCCCUCCUUAAUUUGAGAACGUCAGUUACUGUCAGCGAAUUUUCCUUUCACGGGGCGUCCAGUGUUUAUUUAGCGAGAUCAGUAUGGAGGGAGGAGUUAUAAGCGUCCUCCGUCUGGUGAGAGAAAGACUUUCACAAGCUAGCAAAGUCCUUGCUUCGCCGGCAGGAGUCCAGUUAACCACAGAUAUGGUGCUGCUAUAUGUUUUGCUAGGAAGAGCAGGAGGAAGAGGACAGAAAAUGAUGGAACAUUCUGACUGCUUGUAAAGCUGUUAUUUAAGUUGGGACCCAGGGGACUUGAAUAUUUAAUUUUCGGUCCAGGAUCAAGAAUAUUUGUUACCUCAAGAAAAAAAGAGAUGAAAAAUGAUAUUUGUGACACCUGUUUAUUGAAAAAAAAAACUGUCAAUAAGAAAACAUUGCUCUUUCAGUGUUUUCACUGUAUGUCCAUCUUGUGAAAGAGAAAGAGAACAAAUCAUGGUUCACGCAUCAAAUGUGGCAAUACGGCCCCUCUUGGCCCAAAAUCACUGAGGGACACUGCGUAAUCGGACUUCACAUCCCUAACGAAUAGUCAGCGGUUUUAACUUCACUUAUGGUGUGCUGCCUGGACUGCAGUCUGCUCUGGGCUAGGUUUCUCAGUGCCAUUGUCCGGGCACUGAGUUUGAAGGCCAACGGUUGACUGCAGUUCCAAGAUGCAACAGAACUCAUAAAACAUGACCUUUUUUUUUUUUAAUCUUUUUUUUUUUUACAGUCGCUGGUCUGAAAUGCACAACAUUUUACUCACAGACCUGUAUUGAACAUGUUUGGAAUGUUGGCAUAAAACAGAAUUAAAAAUUAAAAUUCCAAAAACCGUCA
Conger conger (European conger) is the source of this 5021-nucleotide messenger RNA. RefSeq names its product cyclin D1 (gene ccnd1). The transcript has 7 exons. The record is from RefSeq and is a predicted model, not a curated record. NCBI's taxonomy places the organism in Eukaryota, Metazoa, Chordata, Actinopteri, Anguilliformes, Congridae. Gene Ontology annotation, molecular function: cyclin-dependent protein serine/threonine kinase regulator activity. Bases 507 to 1382 code for a protein of 291 amino acids. Gene Ontology annotation, biological process: mitotic cell cycle phase transition; positive regulation of G1/S transition of mitotic cell cycle; regulation of cyclin-dependent protein serine/threonine kinase activity. Gene Ontology annotation, cellular component: nucleus; cytoplasm; cyclin-dependent protein kinase holoenzyme complex.